ACGUCAGACACAGCAUCCUGAGACAACUCACUCAGAAACAAAUCAUAAUGUCUUAUCCAAUCAGUUCUCAGCCUCAAGGAGUCCAGGGGGUGUACACUAGCAGCUCCAGCCAAUGGAAUUCUGAAGUCAUGGACUGCUGUGAAGAUAUGGGCAUCUGUCUCUGUGGAGCAUUUGUCCCCUGUAUCUUGGCAUGUAAAGUGGCGACUGACUAUGGGGAGUGUUGCUGUUUACCAUUUGUAGGAGGAGCUAUCCUUGCCAUGCGAACAGGAAUCAGAGAACGCUACCAUAUCCCGGGCACUAUUUGUAACGAUUGUGUGUGCCUCACAUUCUGUGGCCCCUGCACGCUCUGCCAGAUGGCCCGUGAGCUGAAAGUGCGGAACUGAAAAGGAAUGAACACAUUUGGGAUAUGCGUUUAAUUGGGGGUCAGAAAAUAAUUUGUAUAGGUCUUUAUAAAUAUGUAUUGUACAUUUUCUAUAUUGAUUGCAAUCUGUUGUACAGAGUAUGCUCCAUCUUUAUUAUAAAGGAAGCUAAUAUUCAAGGAUAACAUAACGACGCUCUGUUACACUUGUUACUGAGUGUCAUUGUCUUUGGGUAGCUUGUCCUUUUAGGCUAUUUCUGAUGAUGUCAUUAGUGCAUUUCAAAUAAUUUUGUCAUGGCUACUAUGACAUACAUAAUGAAGCAUCAUAUCCUGUAAUAUGACAUUACUUUUACAUUUUUAUUAGAAAUGUGCGAUUCAUUUCGGAUCGAUUCGGAAAUUUGGCCGAAUUCGUAAAAUUCGGGAUUCUGACCGAUUUGAAUUUCCGAAUUAAAAUAGUGCCGAAUCUACCGAAUAAAUCCGAAUAAGUUCGGAUUUGUUCAGAUUUAUUUGGUAAAUUCGGAUGGCCAUGGAUUACACUAGUAUUGUACAGUAUAUUAGGUUAUAUCACUCUGCUAAGGGUUACACCUAAUAUACAGUGCAUAAUACUAGUCUAAUCCCACCUAACACUUACCGAAAUUCCGAAUUUCCGAACCGAACCAAAUCGAACCGAAUCCAGCCGAAUUUAUUCGAAUCCGAAUUAAUCCGAAACGAAUCCGAACCGAAUUGAUUCAAAUUUUUCCGAAUUCGAAUCAAUCCGAACCGAAAUUCGAAAAAAUCUGAAUCGAUCCGAACCGAAACAAAUUUUUAUGCCAUGCACAUGUCUAAUUUUUAUGCCAUAGCAUUUCUCUGUAAUAUUGUAUUCCAUAGUAUUUUACAUUUGCUUGUGUUUAAAUAUUAUAUUUUAUUCUAAAAUAAAAAAAAUCUAAAUAAAA
Messenger RNA from Bombina bombina (fire-bellied toad), 1290 nucleotides. RefSeq names its product cornifelin homolog A-like. The record is from RefSeq and is a predicted model, not a curated record. NCBI's taxonomy places the organism in Eukaryota, Metazoa, Chordata, Amphibia, Anura, Bombinatoridae. Bases 48 to 383 code for a protein of 111 amino acids. Gene Ontology annotation, cellular component: cornified envelope. The transcript has 4 exons.